Molecule: messenger RNA, 1176 nt
Organism: Homarus americanus (American lobster)
Lineage: Eukaryota; Metazoa; Arthropoda; Malacostraca; Decapoda; Nephropidae
Exons: 5
Coding region: 18-941 (307 amino acids)
Source: RefSeq, a predicted model, not a curated record
UGUCACUUUUGAUCAACAUGGUGACGGAGGGUACUCACUUGUGUCAGUGUUACUCUUAUUUCUCUGCUCCUACUCGCUCCACCGCCUCUACGCAGAGCUGGUUGAGGAACCUCCUGCUGGUUCUGUUAACGCUGCACUUGGCACCAUGGCCCCACCGGAACUUGGUCGUGGCCGCCGCGUCCUCCAGCGAUGCUGACAGGCUUCACUCGGCCCUGCUAGAGCUGACGACUGUGCUACGCGGGCUGAGGAGUGACUUGAGGGACGGCUUUGACCACCUGGCGAGUGAGCUGCACCAGGAGCGUCUCUCCAGAGAGGAGCUCACCCACAUCCUCAGAGACCAGGUUAACGAUAACCGCCGAGCCUUGGAGAAUGUACGGUCAGACAUCACCUUCCUGUCAACCACCACUGGGGAUGGAUGUCCCGGCAACCCUAGUGACGGUGCUGGAGAGAGGGACAAGACAGUGCUGGGGAGGGAGGACGGCGUAGGUAGCAACCACGGAACCAUCGACAACAACACCGCCAGAGGAGGAGGAGGAGGUGCUGGUGGUGAAGAGGAGGCCGCCACACAACCACCCCCCACAAUAGACUGCCCGGCGCCUUUCGAGCUCGUGGGGUCAGACUGCUUGACACUGUUGAAGGAGAGGACGCUAUGGGAGGCUGCCCGUGCCCGGUGCCACAGCUACGCCCUCAGCGUGGUGGGCAAAUGGACAGGGUCACGUCAGGUCAGGGGUGAUCUGGUGGUGCCCCACGACAUGGAGCCCUUCAAGGACUUCGUCGCCGCCACUGACUUCGACGGCGCGCCCUCGGGUUGGGCGUGGGUUGGAGGAUCGACGGAAGGUUGGGGUGGCGUGUGGGCGUGGGUGGACGGGUCGCUGAUGAAGGAGCUGCCGUGGCUGUACUCCCAGAGGACUGGAGGGGGAGUUGCUCGCCGUGGACAGUGACGCCAUGUUCCACACGCCCCACAGGAGGAUGGCGCUCUGGCCCAUCUGUCAGCUCAGGUAGUCCCCCUUCACCCCUUUUCCUCAAUCCCCCUUAACCCUUUUCCUUUCCUUCUACCCCAUCGUCAUCACCUAAACCUCUUCCCUUUAUACUCUCCUCUUACCCCUUCUGUCCCACCCCUCCCUUCUCCCCUCCUACCCCAUUCCUCACCCUCCCCUUCUCCCUUCUACCCCAUCC